This is a messenger RNA of Nerophis lumbriciformis (worm pipefish), 4629 nucleotides long. NCBI's taxonomy places the organism in Eukaryota, Metazoa, Chordata, Actinopteri, Syngnathiformes, Syngnathidae. The record is from RefSeq and is a predicted model, not a curated record.
AUGGAAGAACUCGGCUUGGGAGAUUUUGACUAUGCUGAAGAUGCAUCAGAUUGGGAUACAUCUAGCGAUGCCAGUAAGAAAAGCCUGCCCGAAGGCACCAAGACGCCUCCUGCACCUGAGGAGUUACCUCGAUCCUCCAGUAUGGAGAAAGAUGUCAACAUAUCUCCAAAAGCACCUGUCGCUCCUCCGAGGAGAUUCGGCGGGGAUGAGAAAAAGGUUCCUCAUCCCCAGCCUCGUUCCAAGAAGACCAUGCCUCAGGAAAGUGACAAAUCUGAUUGGGACCAAGAAACAGCUUCAAUAUGUAGUGAAGCCAAAAGUGAUGAUCAGCAGCUUCAGGAAGAGAUCGGAGAAGGCACCCCUGAAGUCUCACCAAUGGCGGCAGACAUAGAAAAUCAUUUACAAACUGACAAGGAGAAAGAUGAGACACUUGAGUCAUGUGACUUCGAGCCAAGUCAUCCACGCACGUCCCUCCCUGGCAAUAUCAUCAGAGAUCAACAAAGUCCCGAGGAAAGGCUUGACGAUGAUGUUCAACCAGACAUCAAUUAUGAGAACCUCUGGGAAGAAGUGGAGCCAAAGGAAGCAAAAGGACAAAUCCCAUCAGAAAGUGGAAAGCAAAUGGACUCAUCUUCUGGUGAAGAACAGUCAAGUGAUGAAGAGGAAGCCGAAGCAAAGAAGGGGAAGAGUGUAGACUUUGCUAGCCACCGCAAACUUAAAAUCGAUGAACAUGAGAAGAACCUUGAAGAACAUACUCAACCUUGCUGGUCAAGCAGAUAUUCUGCUUCUUUACCGGUUGUGACCCAUGACGACUGUCACGUGGAUGGUGAAAAGUUGAACCAGGAAGUCCAGAAAGAGAUUGUUAACGAGACUCCCGAGGCUGAUGUUUCGGUGAAAAAUCUCAGGGCUUUCAGUGACACAGAUGGAAGCGCAACAGAGGGGGUUGCCGUUGAGAAACUUGAGACUGGGUCAACGUGCCAAGAUGAAACAUCAAAUCAAGCAGAAGCCUCCCAACAGGCACAGAAAACAGAGAAGCCGCUAACAUCUGAGAGUCAUAUGACACAGACAGGUGUAAGCAAACCCAGAGAACAGGCUGAAGAGAAGACCGUACAGCUGGCAGGGAAUAGCAAGGCCCGUGCAUCUAGAACCCCUCACAUUGACAACACGGAGCUGUCAUUGUUUGACGACAGCACUUUAAGCGAUGUAUCAGACGAUGAAGGAAGGUGUCAAACUGGAGAACUGCGGAAAAAACAGCAAUCAGACGAAAUGGAGAUGUCUGAAGAUCUCGGCGAUCUCAAUUCGUCAUCCGACGUGACGACGGAUGAUUCGGACUUUCACGCUUCAGGUCAUCGAUGUAGCUCCCUCUUCAUUCAGAACCUGGACUCAAUCACGACAGACUCCAGAAGCAUGGUUAAGCUGCAGAACAUUUUCCACAAGUACGAGCGCUCCAUUCAGAAGGCCAAAAGCCGUCACAGCUACUAUGCAGACAAAGUGAGCAUCCUGGAAACAGAAAAGACGCAGCUUAAGUGCUCACUGGAUGAGGUGAAAAAUGUUAAAUCUGCCUUGGAGCGCAACCAGUUGGACUUGCAAACGGAAGUUACCAACCUCAAAUUUCAGCUAAAACAGGAGCAAGAAAAUGGCCGGAAUGCCACCAUGAUGUACAACACCACCGGAGAUAAGCUCAAGAGAACAGAGGAACAGCGGCUGCUUGAGGUUCAAGAAAAACAGAAAGUGGAACUUUCCCUUAGAAACUUGGAACUGGAGAUGCGAAUUUUAGUCAGCAACAAGAAGCAGCUCGAGGAGGACAACAGUCAGACUCAAAUGCUGUUGGCUCAGGAGCGCAGCGCACGCACGGUGUUAGAAAAUCUGCUCAACAGUCAUGUGCGCAAGCAGCAGGAGAUUGAAGAGGAGAAUAAAAGAAACAUAGGCAAAAGUAACGAGGCCUUGUCUCAGCUGACGGAAGCCGGCGACCGGGAACGCGAGCUGCUCCAGCAGAUUUCCAUAUUUCACGAGCAGCUGAGCACCCUCAGGACAGACCUUGAAAGUUCCCAAGCCAACAGCAGCAUCAAGCAGAGAGACCUCCAGGAGGAAAAUAAGUCCCUCAAGGAACAACUGGAAGAAGCCCGGCGAGCGCUCAAAGUCAACAGUGACACCUUAAACCAAUCUGUCUUAGACUUCAACAACCAGACGGCAACUAUGAAGUCGGAGUUGACCGUCGCCGCGACUCGCCUGGAGAAUGAGCGCGGGGUCCGUGAGACCAUGGCGGCAGAGUUGGAGUCGGUUCGCGCUCGUCUAACGGUGGCUCUUCAGGAGGCCGAGCGCUCCAUGGCGGCUCGGUCGGAUGCAGAGAAAGCGUUGCUACAGGAGAAGGAGGAACACCGUCGCCUUCAAGAUAGACUCUCAAAUGAUGCAUCCAGUCAGCAUGAAGCAGUCAGCAGCCUCUCCCAGAAGCUAUCCAAGGCAGAAGCACACGCAAACAGCAUUGAGAACGACGCUCAUUGCGUCAAGCUGCAGCUAACUGAGAAGAACCUCCUGCUAAAUACCUUGCAGCGCGAGAACGACCAGAUAAACGCACGCGUUAAAGAGCUGGAAGCUGCUCUGUUGGCUGAAAAGGAGCAGGUCACUCGAGCCGCAGCGCGCCAAGAGGCCACGCUGGAGCGCUUGGCCCAAAUGCAGAGUGAAAGCAUGUUGGUACGGCAACAGCUGGAGGAGGCCCAAAACAAAGGUGUUGCAAAGGAGAACGCCGUGACAGACGCCCAAAAGUCUUUCAGUAACAUUUUGUCCGAACUUCGCAAAGACUGUGAGGACAGAGUGCAACUUGCGCAGGACCGUUAUCAGGAUCUGGACGCAAAAGCUGCUGAACUUCGAGAAAAUAUUCACCAAUUACAGGAGGAAAAAAGUGAAAGAGAGGCAAAUCAGAGACAGCUGCAGCAAGAGUUAGCAGACUCAUUAAAGAAGCUGUCGAUGUGCGAAGCUUCUUUGGAGGUCAACACCCGUUAUCGGAAUGAUUUGGAAGAUGAGAAAACCCGGCUCCACAAAGACAUGGAUAGCCUUAAGUCAAAGAUGGACGAAAGGGAAUCUCAAUGCCUUGAAGUUGAGAAGCACGUGAACAAACUCAGGUGUCAUCUGGACGAAAGGGAGAAAGAACUCUGUGCUGCCGCUCAGAAACAGCAGGAGGCGCUCUCUGCUGCGGCUGCCUCCGAAGCUGUUGUUAAGCAACUGGAGGAGACUAUACAAAGGUUGGAGAUUGAGAAUGUCAAGCUAGAAGCUGCUGCGAAGCAACAGGCCAACAAACUUGAAGCACUUCAAAAGGACACUCAGGAAGAAAAAAAGCUGUCUGACAGUGCAAACGGAGGAAUGGUCAGAGCUCAUUUGGAAGAUUUGGUGACCAACCUACAAAGUAGUAAAAUGACAUUAGAAGAAGAACUCAGUAAAGAGGUGCAAAAGCAAAGCAUGUUGUCUAACAGUGCCCACGACUCUCAGGCCUUGUGGGAGGAAGAGCUGAAGAGCCGCUCCAAGUUAGGACUCCGUCUUGCGGAGCUCGAAAAGGAAAAAGGGGAACUUGACAGUCAAGUGGAAAUAGAGAGGAGGAAAGCUAAGAAAGUAUCAGAACAGAAGAAGGCUGUUGAUUCUCGUCUGGAACAGGAGAUGGAGAGAAACACAGAACUUCAAAAGGAAAUAUAUAGGCUACGGACUCUACUGAAAACUGCCAAGAGGAGAAUGCGAGAGAUGGGCAAUGGUGGAGGAGGUGACUUUGCCUCUCCAAUGAGCAGUCUAAAGGUAGACCUGGGCAGAAACAGCCGAGCUGAUGGAGCUUUUAAUGGAAGAGCUGAAAAAGGGGAGCUGGAGAGGAGCGCAUUCCAAGGUAGUCUGUCAGAGAGGAGGCUGUUAGAAGAGGAAGUGCAAAGCCUUAAACGCCGAGUGGAGGCCUCCGAGGCGGAGCAGAGGCAAAUGGAGCAGUACCGCCGAGAGGUGGAGGAGAAGGCCAGACAGGAACUACAUCACAAACUACAGGAAGUCAACAUCUUCCUGCAGUCCCAGGCUGCAACCCAGGAGGCACAGGACCAGAUUAAAGCAGCCAAUGAGGCCAGCCUACGCUUAAAGAUCCAAGAACUGGAGAGUGAACUGAACCGAGCCCGAACCGUUCAACACGACACCCUCAGCCAAAAAGAAUUAACUCGUACCGAGCUGGAGCACUUCAAAGAGCUAUACAGAGAGGAGCAGCGGCUCCGCAAGUCUUUGUCUUCUGAUCUAAAAAGGACUAACCACCAGCUCACAGAAGCAAGUUCGAGGUUUGUCAACGAACGCAGCAAGUCUCUUAUCGCCUCCCCUGGAACACUACCACCACCUUCAGUUGUCACGGGCUCUCUUGGGGCCCCCUACAGAAGCCUUGGCUCAGGGCUCCUCGGCACUGUGACUGAAGGACAAAGCAGCAGUAUGGAGGACUACUUGGCCAGGAUGCAGCGUCAAUUGGACAGAAGCAUAUCAAGGGAACUAAACAAAGCCUCAGCGGAACUCGACAUCUCUUUGGCCCGCAUGUCUCCAGUGGGCUCUGCCUCGAGGGUGGAGCUGGACCCUGUUAGCAGAGCAAAGCAGCAAUAUUUGGAGGUCCUAAAGAAGAACCACGAGGUCUAA